AUGACAACCCCGUUAAUUCUCCUUCCGGGCGACGACGUCCCCUCCGAUUACCUCCCUUCCAACUCCUCCGCUCCUCUACGACUUGGUCCCGGACUGCGUCUUCUCUCGGCACAAGUACCUACCUCAUCUGGGUUGUCAGGAAGCCAUGUCAUCACAGCUACCCAAGCUGGUCUUAUUUUGACAGAUACCAAGAAGAACGGCGUAUCAAUCGCUUCGUUCCCCAACCGCCGCUACAUCCCCACUACAAACGACCUGGUAAUUGCGCAAGUGCAUCACUCCAGCGCCGAUUUUUUUCACUGCAUGAUCACGCCUCAAGCGCCCCAUGUCCUUCUACCACAGCUUGCCUUUGAAGGUGCGACAAAAAAGACCCGGCCGAUGCUAAGGGGUGGGGAUUUGGUCUAUGCCCGUGUGUCGUCGGUUGGUGUUGGUGCCGGCGCGGAAGUCGAGUUGACAUGUGUGAACCCUGCGACUGGGAAAGCUGAACCGGGGGGCUUGGGUCCAUUGACAGGCGGAAUGGUGUUUGAUAUUUCUACGGGUAUGGCUGCGAGGUUGAUCCGGGCGAGUUCUUCCAAGGGCGACGAUGAGGACGGUGUUGAGGGAUUGGUUGUGCUUGAUGAGCUAGGGAAGAAGCUGGAGAGUGUCGGUGGGUUUGAGAUUGCUGUUGGGAGGAAUGGAAAGGUCUGGGUUGACGGUUCGAAUGGAGGAGAUUCCUCUGUCAAGGCGACAGUGGCUAUUGGAAGAUGCUUGACUACGAUUGACGAGCAUGAGCUCAACACGACAGAUCAGAGGAAGCUGGUUACGAGGAUAUUACGAGAAAUGCGUGUUGAGUGA
Aspergillus chevalieri is the source of this 831-nucleotide messenger RNA. It is a transcript of the gene RRP40, whose product is annotated as exosome non-catalytic core subunit RRP40. Lineage: Eukaryota; Fungi; Ascomycota; Eurotiomycetes; Eurotiales; Aspergillaceae. The record is from RefSeq and is a predicted model, not a curated record. The coding region runs from base 1 to 831 and encodes 276 amino acids. Gene Ontology annotation, molecular function: RNA binding. Gene Ontology annotation, cellular component: nuclear exosome (RNase complex); cytoplasmic exosome (RNase complex). Gene Ontology annotation, biological process: CUT catabolic process; nuclear polyadenylation-dependent rRNA catabolic process; U4 snRNA 3'-end processing. The transcript has a single exon.